Molecule: messenger RNA, 540 nt
Organism: Coccomyxa subellipsoidea C-169
Lineage: Eukaryota; Viridiplantae; Chlorophyta; Trebouxiophyceae; Coccomyxaceae
Product: TFIID-31kDa-domain-containing protein
Exons: 5
Coding region: 1-540 (179 amino acids)
Biological process (GO): DNA-templated transcription initiation; RNA polymerase II preinitiation complex assembly
Cellular component (GO): transcription factor TFIID complex; SAGA complex
Molecular function (GO): transcription coactivator activity; RNA polymerase II general transcription initiation factor activity; protein heterodimerization activity
Source: RefSeq, a predicted model, not a curated record
AUGGCACCAGAGCUGCUGUACAGCCUGCUGAGCGGUGCGGCCCUCACUGGGUGCUGGCUGGGCCUACGCAUUGGCAUGCUGCUGGGAGCAGCCGGAGGGGCGGCCGGUAGCCGCUGGUGGGCCGUGCUCGUUGGCAUGCUUAUUGGAGGUGUCAAGCGCUACGAACCAGCUGUGGUGACUCAAUUGCUGGAGUUCCUGUAUAGAUACAUGUCAGACAUCCUAGAAGAUGCACAGGCGUACAGCAAAUCACCACGCGGCAGCAUCAAGAUGGAGGAUGUCAUGCUUGCGAUCCAGUCCCAGGAGACCUUCCAAUUCGCCAAGCCACCUCCUCAGGAGGUGCUGAUGCAGCUGGCAGAGCGGCGCAAUGCGCAGCCGCUGCCAGAGCUGAAAAAUGUGUUUGGGCUGCGCCUGCCGCCAGAGGAGGACUGCCUGCUGGGCGCCAACUACCAGCUGGCUCGAGGGGCUGCGCCCAACGCACCUGCAGAGUCCAUGGACGUUGACAGCAGUGCUACAAUCUUGGGCAGGAAAUGCACAGCUUAG